Molecule: messenger RNA, 492 nt
Organism: Phytophthora sojae
Lineage: Eukaryota; Oomycota; Peronosporomycetes; Peronosporales; Peronosporaceae
Exons: 2
Coding region: 1-492 (163 amino acids)
Source: RefSeq, a predicted model, not a curated record
AUGGAGCAGGUAUGGCUCAACCUGGACUAUCUCCUGGAUUUCGGCAUCGCACACAAUUCCAGGAAAUGGAGAUUUUUCUCGCAUGUAGAGCACCGUGUCGCUGUAGAUGACGUCGCCCAAUGGCUGAUACCAGAGGCCGGGUCACACGUGUGCGUCGGAUUUGGCAACUGGAGCCAGAGCGACAACAUCAAAGGAGGGCCAAAACCCCCGUUGAGACCUCUCGAGAAGGCUAUGAGGAAGAGAGCGAUAGUGGUCAAGGUGCACGAGUUCAGGACGAGCAAACUGUGUUCCGCCUGCUACCAACCUAUGAAGAUGGCCCUGGACGCCGACGAAAGACCUCUCUACUACGAUCGAUCCGUAUUGCGUUGUGCCAACAAGAACUGCAAGAAAAACUUUCUGAACAGAGACGUCAACGCCGCCGUCAACAUGCAAGCCCUGCUUAUGGCGCGACGGCAAGGUUUACCGCGUCCCGCCGAGUUCGUACGGCAAUGA